AUGGGUUGCUGCAACUCAAAAGUUGACUCUCCAGAGAAAAAGCCAAACCCAAGUCUUCCUCUUCCCAAGGCUAAAAAAAGCUUUAGUAAAGCUGACUUCGUUUCUCAAAAGAAAGGCUCAGCCGAAGAAUAUUAUACAGUCUUGAAAAAGUUAGGAAGCGGAGGCUUUGGGACAGUUUAUCAAGUUAUAGAUAAGCGGACAGGCAUAGAAAGAGCCAUGAAAGAGCUGCCGAGAUCUAAAAUGACUCAAGAAGCAAGUGUCCAGAUGCUUUCUGAGGUCGAAAUUUUACGUAACUUAGACCAUCCUAAUAUCAUGAAAGUUUAUGAGCUUAUCGAGUCAAAAAAAAGUUAUUUCAUUAUAACUGAGUUUUUAUUAUUUUCUAUAAUAAAUAGGCUAAUUUUAAUAAAUCUUCUAUAAAUAUAUAUAAUUGCAGUUAGGCAAUGUGGCGACACGUUGCUGUACUGCGACAAGAAAAAAAAGAAUUCAGAAUUUGGGGUCACAAAUUAAAAAAAGUGGCCCCGAAGGGCCACGGGGUUGCUGACGGUGAUUGUCCGGGGUGGGUGUUGGCUUGGGCUGACUGGGCCUCUCCUCGGCCCACAGGCGAGAAGACCGACGGCGCAGUACCAAUCGGAUACUUCUGGAGGAGCAAUAUGAUGCCUGCAAAUGGCAAGGGUAGUUCCAGAAGAAGGCACGGGACGGUCCCUCAUACCCUGAGCACUACCAGGGGUUAAGAGAGUCCUUUGCUGCAAUUUUUGGUCCAGCAGGUUCGGGUGAGUCUCCCCGAAAGAUGGCAACGUCAUUAAAAAUGGUGACGUCGACAAAAAAGGGCGUUAGGUGGCUUUAGUGACUAGCGCCACAUGAAGCGCGAAGCUGAAGUUCGACUGGCUAGGGCUGAAAUAAACCCCGGUUAACCUCUCUAAUCUAAAUCUCUCUCUCUAUAAAUAUACUUAUUUAUCGUAAAAAUAUAUAACUGGCGGCGAUUUGUUUGAUAAAAUUGUGAAAAAGCAAAACUUAAGUGAAAAAAUCGCAGCUGAAUAUGCAUAUGGGUUUAUGAGUGCUAUUAAUUAUUGCCAUAAAAAUGGUAUUGCCCAUAGAGAUUUAAAGCCUGAAAAUCUGCUGCUUGAAAGCACAGAGCCAAAUGCCAAAGUAAAAGUUAUUGACUUUGGAAUUUCUCAAAAAAUCCAACCAAACCAUAAGCUUAGACAAGCUGUUGGGACAAUUUUUUAUAUGGCGCCUGAGACUUUUGUAGGGUCUUAUGACGAAAAAUGCGAUAUAUGGAGUGCUGGAGUUAUUUUGUAUAUGAUGCUUUGUGGGUCUCCACCGUUUUAUGCUGAAAAAACUGAAGAUAUGCUUCAAAUUAUUAAUAACGGCAAUUUAUAUAUUGUUAAAUUAAUCUUGACUAUCGCAAUUCUUAUCUAAGAGCAUAUUAAAUACAAUAAAAAAAACUAUUAUUUACAGAUAAUUUCAAUAUAAAUAAUUAUAGAAUUCAAAGAGCCAGCUUGAAAAUCAAUAUCAGAGAACGCCAAAGACUUAAUCAGAAAUAUGUUAUCUGUAGAUCCAGCACCAAGAUAUAGCGCUGAACAUGUAUUAAACCACGCUUGGUUUAAAAGCUACAUCAGCGAUGAGCUUCCUCAGACUAAACUCAGCAUUGAAGCUUUAGGAAACCUCAGCAAAUUCCAUGCCCAAGGCAAACUUGAAAAAUCCAUUAUGACCUUCAUAAGCUCACAAAUAACUAGUAUCCAAGAAGACCGAGAAUUUGCAGAUUUAUUCAGUAAGAUGGACAAAAAUAAGGACGGAAAACUGAGCCAAAGGGAAAUUUUUGAUGGUUAUAAAGAGCUAGGGAUCACAACACCGCCUGGAAUAUCAGAAAUUUUGAAGAAAAUCGAUAGUGAUGGAAGCGGUUUUUUAGAUUAUACUGAAUUUGUGACAGCUUCUAAGGACUGGAAGAAAGCUUUUGAGAAAAAUGAGCUUGAAAGUGCCUUUAAAAUCUAUGACCAAGGAGGAGAUGGCAAACUAUCACUUAAAGAGCUUAAAGAUAGUAUCCCUGAUAUAGAAGAGUCUGAGUGGGGAAAAUUUUUAGCUGAAGCUGAUGAGAAUGGGGAUGGGCUGAUUGGCUUUGAAGAGCUAAAAAGCUAUUUAAUGCAAAAAGCAGCUUAA
This is a messenger RNA of Blepharisma stoltei, 2157 nucleotides long. NCBI's taxonomy places the organism in Eukaryota, Ciliophora, Heterotrichea, Heterotrichida, Blepharismidae. The record is from the annotation of a GenBank genome assembly.